Molecule: messenger RNA, 1481 nt
Organism: Paecilomyces variotii
Lineage: Eukaryota; Fungi; Ascomycota; Eurotiomycetes; Eurotiales; Thermoascaceae
Product: diphosphomevalonate decarboxylase
Exons: 2
Coding region: 97-1311 (404 amino acids)
Biological process (GO): isopentenyl diphosphate biosynthetic process, mevalonate pathway; isoprenoid biosynthetic process
Cellular component (GO): cytosol
Molecular function (GO): diphosphomevalonate decarboxylase activity; ATP binding
Source: RefSeq, a predicted model, not a curated record
UAUCGAUCAUUGAUAUUGUAUGAUAUUGCAUUAUCCUCUUCGUUUCUCCCAUUUAUUGCCCUGCUAUUUGUUCAUUAAGACAGAAAGAUAUACAACAUGGCUCAGAAUGAUAAUACUGUUUACCGGGCCAGUACAACGGCACCUGUUAACAUCGCUGUCAUAAAAUACUGGGGAAAGCGAGAUGCAGCUCUUAAUCUCCCAACUAACUCUUCUCUCUCCGUCACUCUGUCCCAGCAGUCGCUGCGCACUCUCACCACUGCUUCUUGCGCCGCAGCCUACCCCGCCUCCGACACGCUGACACUCAACGGCAAGCCCCAGGACAUCCAGUCCUCCAAGCGGACAUUGGCUUGUCUGUCAAACCUGCGCGACCUUCGUCGCGCCCUGGAAAAUGCGGACCCCUCUCUUCCUAAGCUCUCUGCCUAUCCGCUGCGCAUCGUCUCCGAGAACAAUUUCCCUACUGCCGCCGGUCUGGCCUCCUCUGCUGCUGGAUUCGCUGCCCUUGUCCGCGCCAUCGCCGACCUUUAUGAGCUCCCUCAGUCACCUACAGAACUCAGCCGUAUUGCCAGACAAGGCUCUGGCUCCGCAUGCCGCUCCCUGAUGGGCGGCUACGUCGCCUGGCGCGCUGGCACCAAGGCCGAUGGAAGUGACAGCAUUGCAGAGGAAGUUGCUUCUGCAUCUCACUGGCCUGACAUGCGAGCAAUGAUCCUCGUCGUCAGUGCUGAGAAGAAGGACGUCCCCAGUACUGAGGGCAUGCAGACCACUGUUGCGACAUCUUCUCUCUUCUCAACCCGUGCUGAACUGACCGUCCCAGCGCGCAUGGCUGCUAUCGAAGCUGCUAUUCGUGACCGUGACUUCCCUACUUUCGCAGAGAUCACCAUGCGUGACUCCAAUGGUUUCCAUGCCACCUGUCUCGACUCCUGGCCCCCAAUUUUCUACAUGAACGACGUCUCCCGCGCGGCGGUCCGUAUUGUGCACGACAUCAACCGUGCAGCUGCCAAGACCGUCGCGGCGUACACCUUCGACGCUGGUCCAAAUGCUGUUAUCUACUAUCUCGACGAAGCCAGCACUGUUGUCGCGGGAACGUUCAAGGAGAUCCUCGGACAGAAGACCGACGGGUGGGAAGGCCCCUUCGCCGACCGGCUAAAGACCGUGUCCAAGGGUGUGGACCUCAGCCAGUUGGACUCUCGUGCUGUGGACGUUCUGAGGGAUGGCGUUAGCCGGGUUAUCCUCACCGGAGUGGGCGAGGGACCCGUCAAGGUUAACGAGCACCUUGUCAGUGAGAAGGGAGACAUCCUGUCCAGCGCAGCUUGAGUAAUGAUAACUCGAGAUUCAACAUCGGGAAACGAAAGAAAAAAAAAGCGAAGGGAAAAGGAAAGUACCAGAUUGAACAUUUAUCAUAUGCGAUACGCGACGUGUGAUUGACUGGAGUACGACAGCCUGUAUAGUUUUAAGGCAUGAUAAUAGAUCGCACAAAGAUACCC